Molecule: messenger RNA, 2102 nt
Organism: Sebastes umbrosus (honeycomb rockfish)
Lineage: Eukaryota; Metazoa; Chordata; Actinopteri; Perciformes; Sebastidae
Gene: rmnd1
Product: required for meiotic nuclear division 1 homolog
Exons: 12
Coding region: 229-1518 (429 amino acids)
Biological process (GO): positive regulation of mitochondrial translation
Source: RefSeq, a predicted model, not a curated record
AGUGAACAGCAACAAAACUUUAUUAGCAAACAGAAAACACAUGCAGCAAACACGCCUCCUCGGUCUGUCAUACAACCUGCAAUAGAGCUGCAAUGUAGCUGUACUCACAGUUAUAUUAACAUAACCGACGUUUUCUGACGCGUUGAAUCAUGUUUUUCUAGUCGACUCCUGUUGAAACGCUUCUUAUUCAUCUACCGCUCACCUGUACAGCUGUCUGCAGCUGGUAAGAUGCUUCUCCGGACGUUGUGGUCCAGAUUGGGAGCCCAGCGGCCUGUAGAGAGGAAACCAGUCUGCAUCUGGGCCUCGGCUUGUCUCUCCCAGUCCGUCCAACCACACCGGUAUGAAUCCAAACCCAGGACUCACUCAGACUGCUCUUCCACAAGGAUCUUAUCAAGGACCUAUCAUUUAAACACUCUUCACCAACAGCAGAAGCCUAUAAGUCAUGUUCUGCCUGCUUUAGGUGGAUUUAAAAGUCUCAGCAGCACUUUGUUAACUGACCCUGGGAUGCUGAUGACAUGUGGAAGUGGACAGAAGCGUUUUUAUUCACCUGACCUUGUGAAGUCGGUGUUAAAUCCAGUUUUAAAACCAGCAGUGGUGCCUGGGAAAAGGAUUCCUAAAGGACCAAGAACAAAACAACCCUCCAGAACCAACCAGCCUUCCGUGAAUGUUGACAAGGAUAUGAUGCUGUGUAUUGCCUAUGCAACAGCAGAUCAGUAUCAUUUGCCAACACUUUGCCACGACUUGAUAAGCCACGGCUUCCAUGAGAUAGAUUUACCAAGAGAUGCCUCAAACGUGCUGGGGAUCAGCACAGACGUGGCUGCAAAACCAGAUGACGAUGCACUAAUGUUCUUCUUCAGGGAAGGCUCUGUUGUUUUCUGGAAUGUUGAAGAGAAAAUGAUGAAAAGGGUGAUGAGAAUAUUGGAACAUCAUGAGAUCCAGCCUUAUGAGGUAGCAUUAGUCCACUGGGAAAAUGAGGAGAUUAACUACACCGUUGGAGAGGGAAACACGAAGCUUGAGCGCGGCAACUUUAUUCUGAGUGACGCGAUGGAUCAACAUGAAGCUGUUCUGGAGAAAUUUGCAUUUUCAAAUGCACUAUGUUUGUCAGUGAAGCUGGCGAUAUGGGAGGUGGCUUUAGACAGCUUUGUAGAGUCAAUUCAAUCAAUUCCAGAGACGCUGAAGUCUGGCAAUCGAGUUAAGUUGUCCUCCGCAGAGGUUAUGAAGAAGAUAGGCGAGCUUUUCACGUUAAGACACUGUAUAAACCUGAGGUCUGACCUCCUCAUGACACCUGAUUUCUACUGGGACCGAGAAAACCUGGAAAAACUCUACGAUAAGACUUGCCAGUACCUCAGCAUCAACCGCAGAGUCAAUGUUGUGAACGAGAAGCUGGAACAUUGUACACAGUUAGUAGAUCUGAUGAGGAGCCACCUGAGUGAGAAGCACAGCUUGAGGUUGGAGUGGAUGAUCAUCAUCCUCAUUGCUAUUGAGGUUAUGUUUGAACUUGGAAAAAUGAUCUUCUGAACUGCUCCUCCAACACACCAACACAAAUGUAUAAAGGACUCUGGGAGCUACAGAGGAAGAAUGCUGCUCUAUUCAAACGGUACUCUGUGAUAUGUGACGAUGUUUUCUGGAAGCAACUGAAAUCAUGAAGCGGACCUGAAAUCUUUUUGAAUGUCUUACUGAUUAUGUUGCAUAGUAUUCACAUUUCAACAACACACAAUACUUUUUGUUUUUACUGUUUUGCUGAAGAUCAUGGCUGAAAACAAAGUGCAUCCGUGGGACUAUUUAACUUUUGGGAUCAGCUGACCACACAGUACUGUUGUCUUUAGUUUUGUUUGCUGAAUUUAUGUGUUUAACAAUGUUCAUUUCAUUUUUACAUAAUGUUCAAAAGUCUAUGAAUCAUAUUCAGUAUGAAAGAUGCUGUUUUUUAAAGGAGGGCAGACUCUCACCUCAACAUGUGACAUUAUUCUUGUGACUGAAACACUAACAGUAAAAAAAAAAAAGAAAACAAGAUGCGGUAAUAUAUUCAAAUUUAUCAAUUUCAAUAACUCCAAAUGUGAGUGCUGUUAUAAGAUAUGCAAUAAAGUGUUUUAAAUGUUGUUUUA